Messenger RNA from Effrenium voratum, 1278 nucleotides. The record is from the annotation of a GenBank genome assembly. NCBI's taxonomy places the organism in Eukaryota, Dinophyceae, Suessiales, Symbiodiniaceae.
AUGACGAUUCUCGGUGACUUGCUGUCGACGAUCUUUGAACGCAGAUACCUGACGGCAGCCUUGGACAAACCGGACGCCCGCUCGAUGGAAGAGCUGAUAAGUGCCCUUGUCGGGGCAACAGGAGAGGUUUCGGGACUGUCCGCCGCCAAUCAUAUCCUGAAGCGGUAUCGGGAGAUGAAUGACGAGGAAAAGCUCGCUUUUUUCCGUCAUCUUUCCAGCGAUAUGAAUAUCGAUCCGGACAAGGUUCGCAGCGCGCUGGAAGCUUAUGAAGCAGAUCCGAGCAAGCAGAGCUACCGCGCAUUCAUGUCAUCAGUCGAGCCGGACAGACAGGAACUGAUCCGCCGUUUGAACCAGAUUCCCGGUGCGACGGAAGCCCUUGUACAGAUGCGAGCCGAUCUGCUCAGGCUUGGCAGGGGCGAUCCCCGGCUCCAGGCGCUUGAUCAGGACUUCCGCCACCUGUUUCUCUCCUGGUUCAACCGGGGCUUCCUCGUUUUGCGCCCGAUCAGUUGGGAAAGCCCGGCGCAUAUCCUGGAAAAGAUCAUCGCCUAUGAAUCCGUUCAUGAAAUUGCCAGCUGGGAAGACCUGCGACGCCGGCUUGUACCGGGUGACCGAAGGUGCUUUGCGUUUUUUCACCCCACAAUGCCGGACGAGCCCCUGAUCUUCGUCGAGGUCGCCCUGACGAGCGCCGUCCCCGGGUCCAUUCAGGAUCUUCUGGCGGAAGACCGGGAAGCGCUUGCUGCAGACGAGGCCCGAACGGCGGCAUUUUAUUCAAUAUCAAACUGUCAGCCGGGUCUGGCGGGAAUUUCCUUCGGCAAUUCGCUGAUCAAGCAGGUGGCGGCGGAUCUGGCAACCGAAUUGCCUGCCCUGAAGACCUUCGUGACCCUGUCCCCCAUUCCGGAGCUGACAAACUGGCUGAAGUCGGAGGACAUCCUUUUCGAGGAUGCAGAUGCAAAACAGAUCAGGACACUUGCCGCCCAUUACCUGAUGUCGGCAAAGCGGCCUGACGGACUUCCGCUGGAUCCGGUUGCCCGGUUUCAUCUCGGCAACGGUGCAAUGAUCCAUGCCGUUCAUGCAGAGGCCGACCUGUCUCCAAAGGGACAGGCCCAGUCGGCCGGUGCAAUGGUCAACUAUCUUUAUGACCUUCCGAAGGUGGCGCAAAACCAUGAGCGCUUUGCCACCGCAAAAGAAAUCACGGCGUCUUCGGAAAUCCGCGGUCUGGAUGCUGCAGCGAAAAAGCUGGAUCUCAGGCGUUCCGAAAGCGAGCCGGUCGCCAAUUGA